Molecule: messenger RNA, 1786 nt
Organism: Vollenhovia emeryi
Lineage: Eukaryota; Metazoa; Arthropoda; Insecta; Hymenoptera; Formicidae
Exons: 1
Source: RefSeq, a predicted model, not a curated record
AUGGGCGAACUGGUUAACAAAAAUACAUGCACCAUGAAAUCCUCAACACAAACACAAAAAAACAAAGCGAAAGGGGACAGCCAGGAGAAACUUGGAUCGCAGCUUAAAAGAGAGCUGCAGAUCCAACUGCAGAGGUUGACUGAAAGUGAAGCCAACAUCUCUGAUGAGAAGAAAGACCCCGCAGGCGACCAACCAUCGACGAGGUUCCGCAACAAGCCCGGACCGUCCAGCUCGAAACCGAAAGAACUGGAAAAAAGAGAAGACCAUCUGCACCUGUACGGGACAGAUACCGAAAUGGACGAGGAGACAGUCGUCGCGAACUCAGAGAGUGAGUACUCCUCGGAUGACGAAGUCGCGCCUCCCUCACGGAAGCGAAAGCGUGGGAAACCACCAGUGACUGGUGACCAUCUCAGGGCCUCAAAGAAAAAGGCACAUGAGCGGGAGAUCAGAAGACUCCGAGCGGAACAAAAGGCUCUAAGGGAAAUGCUGAAUAGGAGAGAGGGAACUCCCGAGAGAGAGCUAAGAAUCCAGUACUCCAGCAUGACCCCGGAAAUGAUAGCUGCGGAAAUGCUGGAGAAAUUGGAAGCAGUCGAGAGGGUAGCCCGCAGAUCAAAAAACUUGAAGGGCACCUUCGUCAAAGGGCUACUCCAGGCGGCGAAUGCCCUAAGAGCAGCGGUGACAAUCCUUGCCUCCAAAGGCUCGAACUCCAACACUGGAGUCGAAACGACGGAGGUAAGGUUAUUAAGAGAGGAGAAGAAUCGGCUGGAGAGAGAAGUGGCGGAAUUAAAGAAGGAGAGAGAAGAGAGAGUCACGAGAGCCACAGGGAUGACUAUGGGGGUUUGCGAAGAAGAGGGGGAGGAAAUGGACUUAACGGUUGACGAAAUCUCGACUCCUCCUCCUCCCCAAACGGCCAUCCAGACCCCCUCCUAUAUAAGAAAGGAGGUACACGAGCGUGGGAGAAAAGAUGGAGCUCUCCGGCCGUUGCUUCAGGGUAAAAGGAAAGCCUUGGAGGCUAAAACUGGCGAAGCCAAGGCGGGGGUGAAACGUGUGAUGGAGGGAAUCUCCAUCACUGCUGUCACCGAGGGGGAGGACCCUACUGUGGUUAGAAAAAGGCUGCGAGAUGUAAUACUGAGGUGUCAGGGGGCAAUGGCCAGUCUCCCUGACACCCAGCGAGAAGAUAACAGAGAGGAGAGUGCGGCAAACCAACGCACUUCAGCCACUGCUUCCUCCAAGACGGCUUUGGCUCUGGCUGCGAGUAAACGGGAAAGGAGCGCGAGAAGAGAAGACCCAGUGGCCGAGAGAAACAAGUCGAAAGGGGGCAAAGGGAAACCACAGCCCCAGAACAAGACCGCAGCUCAAGAGGAGGAAAAGGGCAAGAAAGGGCAAGGAGGACAAUCCCAGCCCAAACCCCCUCAACAAAAAGAGAGUCUAGACGAGAAGGCUCAAAAGAGGAACCAGGAGAAAAAGCAGCAGGGAGCGGAACCCCCAAGGAGUACCAAGGGGACAUAUGCCGACGCUGCCAAGAAAUCCCAGGCCAGGAAGCAAGUGGGCCCUGGCGCUGCAGCUUCCCAGCCAACUCGGAAAAAUCCAGUGGAGGCAGGAAAGGGAGGCGGCGCGAGCCAACUGGUAAAGGCCCAAGUCGGGUCGAGCAAGGGAGCCCAACGGCCGCAACAACAACAGCGACGCAGGGCCCCGAAGACGGAAGCGAUCAUCCUCACUUUCCCCCCCGGACAAUACGCCCAAGGGAUGAGGGAGGUGAGGGAAAAAUUAAACCUGGAGACACUCG